UUUCGCUUCGAGGCCCACGGCCGACAGGUAUCUAGCAGUAGUGCAGCGCGCGUGGCCUUUGCCAUCCACAAAGAUUCGAGGAUCGAGGAAGCCAGAGCGGGGGUGGUCAGCCGAGCGAAGGGAGCCAUCCACAUCGUUGGUCGUUCACAGUCCGAAGCCCAGCAAGCAAAGCCCAUCCACCUUUGCUGCUUUAGUCCCAGCAUAUGUCGAGCAUGUCCUCGACGCCAUCCGCCGGCGCGCCUGCCCCUCCUGCAGCCUCUGCUGCCGCCGCGGCAGCCCUUCCCUAUAGCAAUGGCGGGCGACUACGGCGCGUCGACACACUGGACCUCAAGGCCAAGCUCGCCGCAGCCCUAGGUGCCAAUGGGAGACGAUAUUGGACCGCAUUCAUGGACUUUGUCUCGGCAAGAAUCAGUCGGGUCGAGUUUGAAGAAGAGGCACAGAUCUGCCUCAAGCCACAGCACAUACACCUUCACAACCAGUUCAUCCUUGGCAUCCUUUACAACGCAUCCGCCGAUGUCCCAGGCCCCUCCUCCCCCAAGUCAGGCUCCUCUGGGCUCCGAUCCAAGCGAGAGGGUCGGGGGACCAUCGUGGGCCUCACCGGUGAAAUACUUUCGGACUCAUCCGACGCCGAAGACGACCUCGACGGCAGCAUGCAGCUGCUGCAACCGCCGCGAAAGCGCUUGCGGGCACUGGCCGCAGGCCUCUCGAAGCGGGAUCGAGCAAGGGUCAAGAGCAUUGCAAAGGCAGCAACUUCCUCGAGAGCUCUGGCCAGCGGUGGAUCAGCCUCGCUGGGCUGGGCCGGUGCGGGUGCAGACAUGCUGGAGAAGAAGCGAAAGGAAGAGGACAAGAGGCGAACCAUGGAAGAAAAGAGGAAGGUAAAGGAGGUAUACACCGAGAUCGGCGCAAGAGACUGGAGAGAAGAGCUUGUGCAAAGUGCAAGGAGGAUGGUGGAUGUACACAACCGCUUGUCGCUCUCCACGCAACAAGCUGUUGCCAGAGGCCAGGCGAUGCCGUUGUGCGUCGAGUCCAAAGAACUUCCCAGCCGAGAGGCUCUGCAGGACAUAAUGACUGUCCAAGCAGUCGACAUUGGCCUUCCCGCAGGCGUACAACCACAGGCAGCAGCACUGCUCCUGGCUGCUCUCCAGUGCCAUCUGCAAAACGUGACGGCGAGCAUCAUCGCAAAGAUACGAGCCAAUCGGCAGACGGGCAUCCGCUCCUCAGGACCACGGCGGCCCGCCUCGGAAUGGCCCAUGCCCUCGAAGGCCACCGAAGCGCUCCAGAAGCUUCUCGUGGCCAGCGAUGGCUCCUCCUUCGAACACUCGCCCUUGGCUCCCCAAGACGAUUCUGGUCACAGCCUCAUGAUCGACAGCGGUAGCGCCACGUCAUCCUCGAGGGCUUCACCCGUCCGCGCUCUUCGAACGAUGGCGUCCGACUUGUCGAGCACAAACAGCUCAUCGGCUAACCUCGGCAUCCCCGGCAGCGGCAAUCAGACCAAUGGUGGACGGUCGCUGGCCGACGAGAGUAUGAUAUCGUUCGUCUCGACGGCGCCCACGAGCCUUUAUCCCGGUUCCACUUCCUCGAGCAGUGAAAAUGACCGCGAGAUGUUCUCCCAGCCCAAUGGGCGAUCAAACGACAUCGAGAACAACGUUCACGAGGAAGACCAGCGCGCAUACAAAGAGCUCUCCGAAGAGGGCAACAAUUCCAUCACCCUGCGAGAUCUCUCUUUCCUCCUCGAUGUCGCUCCCCACACGGUCGUCGAGCCGUUGGGUCUCGGCACUCAAUCACGCCUCCUUGCGCCUGAUUGGAACACUGCGGACGAGAAUGCUCAACGAGCUGAUGAAUCGUCCUACGAAGGCGUCCUCGCUCGAGAAGCUCGCUCGGCGGCCACGUCCAAAGUGUCGGAUGCCCAAGGCAGCGCGGCACCGUACCUGGCUUCCAACAGGGGUCAGUACGUCAUCGAUCAGCUUGCGCCCGUUCGCAUCCUUGAUCGGCAAGCCUUGGCCGAGACGCAGGCGAGCGAGGUGGCCAAUCGAAGCAGACGGAGGACGAAGGGUGGUCUCACUCUAUCAACAACUUCCGCGGAAAAGCCUGCGUCCGCCGCUGCCGCUGCCGCCGCCGCUGCUGCUGCUUCUGCCGCUCCGAGCUCGGCAACGACAGGUGACGAGGCGGGCGAUGAAAACUCGGCGCUGGUCAAGAAUCCGUUCAAACGAGAAGGCUCAAACAACCAGUCUGCCUCAUCGGCCGGAAGCUACCAUCACCACCACCGCGGUACCGAUCCGCACCUGUACGACGUCGUUGAUCCGGUCGCCCUCCUCGGCUCCCUCGUCAAUUGACAAUUAUCCUAAUGACGCAAUUGCCUUCUUUCUCACCCUAUCUCUUCUAUUAUCUUACCUUGUACCACUUUCACCCUGUAUCUCUUCGCUCUUGCUUGUGUCUACUACCUUACUUACAGAGUACUCUAUCUUGAAACGCACAAAUGUGUCCCAGGCAGGACAAAGAAGCUGUUGC
Acaromyces ingoldii is the source of this 2508-nucleotide messenger RNA. RefSeq lists its product as hypothetical. Gene Ontology annotation, molecular function: transcription coactivator activity. The record is from RefSeq and is a predicted model, not a curated record. Gene Ontology annotation, biological process: regulation of transcription by RNA polymerase II. The transcript is spliced from 4 exons. Gene Ontology annotation, cellular component: SAGA complex. The coding region runs from base 213 to 2333 and encodes 706 amino acids. Lineage: Eukaryota; Fungi; Basidiomycota; Exobasidiomycetes; Exobasidiales; Cryptobasidiaceae.